CUACACAUGUCUUAUGUAUGUUCCAUUGUGGGGUUCGUGGGAGUCUUCAAUUUGGGCCUUGGGCAAAUACUUAGGUUUGUCUUCUCAAGUCAAGUGCUCCAAGUAUAUGUUCUUUCAAUUUCUAGAAGAUGCACUUGUUAUCGGAACUAGAGGUCGAAAGCUCUUUCAUUGGCACCCAAAGAAGUGGUGAUUAAGACUAUUAGAUUUGCCACUCCGAUGUACACAAUGUUUUCCUUCACAUUACUAUCUAUGAGCUGUCAUAGUUUAAAUAGUCAACGUGCUUAUUUUUUAUGAUCCAAUUAGGAUAAUAAUGAUGGGAUGCAUUGAAUUCUUGUAUAGCAGUGUGUAUCAAUAAGUUUUAGGGUGGGUUGUGCUUCCAAGAUUUUGACUUGUUCAAUGUGGCGGUUAUGGCCAAGCAACCUUGGUAGGUCCACAAGUCUCAUAAUUCCACCUUCGCUCAUAUGUAUAAGGAAAGGUAUCGCCCCGAUAUAACUCCCUUAAUGCUCAUGUGGGUAGCCAACCUUCAUGGGCAUGUCAGGGUGUCCUUGAAAGCAAGAUUCAUCUUAAGAAGGGGUUCCAGUGGCAGGGUUGCGGGACAACAAUCCAUUUCACAGACGCUUGGCUUCCCUCUUCCCCUCCUUCCUCACUAACGCUUCUGUCGGGGAUAUCACUUGUUAAUCCCUUUGUGACGUCACUCAUCCAUCCACUUACCAGAACAUGGAAUGGAAACUUUUUACGAGUCACAUUUACUGGUGACAAUGUGAAGUAGAUUGUAUCCAUCCCCUUCAUCCCCACAACUUGAUAGGCUUAUUUGGCAUUUUUCCAACAUCGGUCAUUACACUGUGAAGUUGGGGUAGGGUAUCAAUUACUUUCAAUGGCACAUAAUCCUUUAUUUGAUACUCUGCCUCCAACAUCUUGACUAGAAAUUUUUGAAGACUUUAUGGAAUCUGCUUAUACCUCCUAAGUUGAAGUUCUUCUAGUGGCGUGUUGUGCAAGGCUUCUUACCCUUUAGGGUGAUACUUCAGUCGAAAUCCUUGUGUUCCUCUAAUAUAUAUCCAGUGUGCUCGGAUGAUGCUAAAACUAUAUCUCAUUGUUUUUUCUCUUGCAAGAUUGCAUGGCCAUUAUGGUUGCUGAAGGAGCACAUCUGUCAGGUCAUUUGCAACCUUUCUCUUCACUUAGCCUGACAUAAUCUUUUAUUAUCCAUGCAGAUGUGUAAGGUUGUGAUUGCUUAUGUAGUAUUCUUAUAUUGGAGGUUAUGGAAGGGGUGUUGCUAGAUGACGUAUGAUCAUAUGCAGUAUUUACAGGGAACUUUCUUCCAAUUGUAUAGAGCUCAAGUAGAUGAAUGGCUUUCUUUAUAUUUUUGUGUUGUUUCAUAUAGCUUUCUUUCUUUUAGAUUUAUGCUCUUAGCCGACAUGCAUUAUUUUGAUUCGAUGUGAUUCAAUGCUUUCUUAUUAUUAACAUUGAUCUUCUCGGUUUAUGUUCUUCAAGUCAUAAUCGCGGUCUAAUAAACACAGUAUAACACAUUUAGAGUUAUAUGUUAUAGGAUGGAUGUAAAAAUCUCAUUUCCUCUUUUAGAAGUUUUAAAGAUGAAGGACUACAUAAGAACACCAAUACCUUACAUUUCAAUGAAAGCAAAACAAACUUAACAAACAAAUAGAACAAGAAAAAAUAAACACAUCGAAAGGAAACUACACUUUCGCUUGAUUAUAUAGUACUGAACAAAACUCUCAACUAAUACAUGGGGAAGCAAAUGUGAUUAGUGACACUCGUAGGAAAUAAAGAGAGGGUCUUCUUAAUAACCAAAUGAGCUAUCUUAUUAUUCUCAUACCCACGUACUAAACAAUAAAACUGCCUCAAAUGAAAGUCGUGGAAUCUCCCCUAGAAUCACAUCACCCUUACAUCUCUGAAAGUUCACUAGUUGACCUUGUCUAUUAUGACCUUUACAUCACCUUACAUAUGAACGUGUUAGAGCCCAUCUAACUACACCACCUAAAUUCAUCAUGCAAAGGAAUCAACUCCACCAACACUAGAUCCUAUAACAAGUAACAACGGAUGAAGAAAAUAUGGUGCCAUGACCAUCCCACCAGCCACAUCCAAAAUCACCAUCCCUCCUAAUUUGAACCCAUCGAAAAACCAACGAUUUGUCUGAAUUUAGGUACCAAAUUUUAUCGUAAAAAACCAACAAGCAAACAAACCUUGGAAUGGUGGGAAAGUAGGGAUGGAAAACGGGUGGGGCGGGCAUCUCACUACCCAAACCUGCUCCCCAUCAAGCACGGGCCAGGUUGGAUAAUAAUCAUGUAGGUACUGGCAGGCAGGUCUACUCAUUCUCACAUAUUAUUUGAAAAAAUAAAUGCAAAAAAGAUUUUCUUAUAUGAUAAAACAAAAGAAAAUACUUCACAAAUGAAAAGUAGUGAUGAUAUUAUUAUCAGUAAUUGAGUCCAAAUAAUUGAAAGAUAAAGCCUUGCAGCUAUUUAAAAUUUCAUCUAAUGAAACUAUGAUUAAGAUAUGAGAAAUAUAAAUAGAUAUCGAUGAAAAUUAAGAUAAGACAGGUAAAAGAUGAGAUAUGGUUGGACGGGACAAGUUGGAAGUAGUAACUUUUACCUUACCUCACGCGUUAUAGCAGGUCGAGUAAUACCCAUUCAGUACGAAUUAUGUCCGAUAAUUACCCGAGGUUCAAAUUGCUAUCGUUAGUGGGAGGUGGAUAAAGAUUAAAGAGUGUGAAUCUCAAGAUGAAUGGGUUUAAUGCGGGUAUGGUGACUGCAUGGCUGUCAUGUGCAGUGUAAGAGGGUGUGAGUGUGGGUUGAUGGUAGGGCUGGGAAACGGUGCGGUCUGGUCCAGACCAGACCAUAUAUACGGUCUAUGGAUGUCGUUGUAUGAGUUGGGAGGGUGAUCGAAUGGGCUAUUAACACGUAUUGACAAGUCGGUUGGGUCCACGGUUUGGCCCGGUAAACCACGGUCUAGACCAGACCAGGCUAAGAGAUCAAAACAUAAAAUAAACCAGACCAGACCAUACUUAACAGUCUACGGUCCAGACCAAACUGUGCGGUACGGUUUGGACCACGGUUUUUUUAACGGUCUGGUCUAUUCUCCCAGCCCUAGUUGAUGGUGAUCCAAUGGUAUUUCAAUUAAUUAAUUGCAAAACCCCUGGAUUUCAGGCUACUAAGUAUAUCGGAUUUAUCAUCCUAAUAUUCAUUAUCGUUAGAUAAAAUUCUAAAGUUUUUUUUUUAUAAAAUCAAUUUUCAAUGUUAAUCCCAGGCAUAAUCAUAAUAAUUAGAACUAUCGGUAAUACAUGAUGUCAUGAUGAGAUUGAGAUGUUUGCUGGCCCGGUAUCUUCUCAAGUUCGAUUCUCACAACUUACUAUCGUGAUGUACGUAAAUUUUUUGGUGACUCAAUCAUAAACCCUAAUUACUCGCUUUCAUCGAUUAAUUUGUUAGAUAUUCAAAGACACCACUAAUCGAAAUAGUGUCAGUGUAUACAAAACUAUGAGACUUUCACAAAAAUGACACUUACUUGAUUGAAUCCUUAUACCACAAAGGUGAAUUUCCUAUCGUAUUUGUUUAAAUGUGUGCAACCUUGCGGCUUGCAUUGUUUCCAUAACAAAUGUGAACAAAAUCAAGAAUGUGACGACGGCAAUUGAUAGGUGCGCUUUGGAAUUUCAUGCCAGUGGGACAGCAGCAGUCUAGCCAGCAGCGCUAGCGGGCUCUGCCGUCUCCUUCUCCGCCCUUCCCAAACAGACUCGCAAAACUGCAUUUGUCUUCUUCUUGUACAAUCAAUGGGAUGAGUGAAUCCUACUCAUAUGACAAAAUGUGCAAAAGAGAAAAGACAAAGAAAUAAUUGGGUCUUGGUCGUACGUAGCCAGCUACGUGCUACUACUAGAAGAUGAAUUCCAGUAUAAAUUCUUGCACAUUAUUGCAGGAACAAUGCUUUCUCUCGUGAGACACUCAACUCUCUCUAUUUGUCCGUUUUCUUUCUUCCACCCUGGGGAAAGGACCAAGUAAGAUCUAUGUAGGGUGGGAUUCAUGAUUUCCUCAUGCAACUAAUUUUGGGCCUUUUCACAAAAAAGUGCCAACACAGAGAGACAAACGUAAACCUGCUAGCAUAUGCGCUGCAACUAAGGUUACUUGCUGGCUCAAGAUAGGGUGCAUAACCAUGGGUUAUGCAUCCAUCAAUAACCAAAUUUGGACCCUUCAUUUAGAAAAUCCAGAUCUAAAGAUGGAGAAUUAACGAUCAUUUUUAUUUUUUCUAGCUUUCUUAAUCGGCUCAUAUCUUUUUCGUUUUAACUCGGAUUUUAAUUUUUUUUUUUUUUGCACAGGUGGAACGAGUUCAUCGUGCUCUACAAAAUGAGAUCAAUUUUCAAUAUUUUUUUAGAACAAAAUAUUCUGGCCUCUCGGUACCAACUGCAUACCAUAUGGUAUUUUCUUCAUUUUUAAUUCGUUUUUGAAAACGUUUGCACAGAAGGGACGAGUUCAUCAUGAUCUAUUGGAUCUACAAAUUUCUGGGUGAACAAAUUACAGGACCAAAAAAUACCACACAAUACCAUACAAUACCACCCUGGUACGGGGUGGUAUUGUAUGGUAUCUUCUUCGUUUUUAAUUCGUUUUUGAAAACAUUUGCACAGAAGGGAUGAGAUCAUCAUGAUCUAUUGGAUCUGCAAAUUUAUAGGUGAACAAAUUACAGGACCAAAAAAUACCACACAAUACCACCCUGGUACGGGUGGUAUCUUGUGGUAUACAAUGUUAAAAGUCGUAAAUGACAAUUAAUAUAUUUCUACUAUCAUGUAUUCAACCAUCCUAUAGUCUUGAUUUGUUCAUACCACCAUGGUACUUUUUUCAAACCAUAGGUAUGCUUUUAUUUCAAUACCAGUUAAUACCAUAUGGUAUAGACUGGUAAAAAAUGGCUCAAUUUUUUUUGUUCAAAAAUAUAUUAAAGUGGAUAUCAUUUUGAAGAGCACAAUUAAUCUGAUCUAACUGUGCAAAAAAAAUUAAAUUUCGACUUAAAAUGAGUGAGAAAUCAUCUGUCAAAGAUUAAAGAGUGGAAAAUUAAAGGCUUUCCAGGAGAGAAAGGAUGUUGAUGUCAUGCUGAUGUGGACGGGUUACUCAUGGUUACUCACCACAAGGUUACUCACCGGAUCUGCUCCCUUACUUGCUUCUCCAUCCAAGAACUGAUCAGUUGCGCAGGCUAUGGUCGGUCUUGAAAUCCUGGUGGACAAGGAUUUUGAUUUGUUGAAAUAUGUAAUUAUGGGUAGUUGAUUGUAAUUAACCAAUCGCCUAGGUGACCAUAAAUAUGUAGUUGUAAGCCUGUAACCCAGAAAACCCUAACGCAAAUAAGAGUUAUCCUUGGAGAAUUCUAGCUCCCGUGGACUAGUCAUGAUUCUCAGGGAAACUGCAUUACAUCCCCGUGUUCUUUAGAUUUCGUAUGCUAAUUUGACAUGGUAUUAUAGCCUCUCUACUCAUCCGUUUGGUGUUUCUUUGCAACAUGUUUGUCACAAUGUUUGGCAAUCAGCUUCUGCGAUGGUGGCGGCAGGUUCUUGCUUGCUGUGUUUGAAUUCUUGUUAGGAGGUUUGGCGCUGUGGUGGGUGCUCGUUUGAGGAAGUUUAUUUGACUAAGUCAUGCGGGUGUUGUUGUUUGUUUUUCAGGUGCGUGUAUUCGUUCUUCUCGGCGCCUGCUCUAUGAAUUUCUCAAAUCUCGACUCGGUCUCAAUCAAGUUUGACGGUAAGAAUUUUCCAUUGUGAGAGUUUCAAAUCCGAAACUUUGUUGCAGGGAAACGUUUUUGGGUGUUUUGACUGGAGAGAUUAAGGCUCCAACCAAUGUAGUUAAAAGCGAGUUUUUACGUAAAAACGGUUUGGUGAUCUAGAAGCGUAAAAUCGUAAGUCUUUAAGUUUUAAAGCAAGUUUUUAACGACAUAAGUUAUAAAAACAAAGAUUUUGCAUAGAAGCGUUUUAGUGACCUAGAAGCGUAAAAUCGUAAGUUUUUAAUCUUUAAAACACGACUUUGACUACAGUGGCUCCAACUGAUGAUGUGGCAGAGAAAAAACAUGCCGAUUGGGCGGCGUCUAACGCCCAUUUGAUUACAUGGCUUAUUGUGAGUGUUAAUGUUCCAACGGCGUUGGGUUUGAGUCGUUUUGCUACUGCAACUAAGAUAUGGGCGCAUAUCUUUCGUACUCACCCUCAAAAUAGUGUCUCGAGGUAGUUUGAGCUUGAGAUUGGUCGUUUAGUUCAAGGAGAUCGUGAUAUUCCUGGCUUCUAUUAGGCGAGUUUGCACUUGUCGACAGAAUAUAAUUUAUUAACUGCUUGUCUUGUAUCUGUCGCAAUUUUGAAGGAACGCAACCAAACUCAUGUAAUUCAAUUCCUUUUUAAUUUGCGCCAGGAGUUCGAAUCAAUCCGCGCUUCUAUAAUUCAUCGUGAAGUUACUACCAUGGAAGAGGUGUUAGGGGAGUUGCUUCGUUAAGAGACUCGCCUCAAAAGCCAACUCAAAAUCGACAAUAUCAACUCGACAGAAGUAGCAUUUACUGUGGGUUGAUCUGGUUCUUCCUCUCUACCAUAGUUCACUCGUCCACCUAUACCAUAUGUAACUUUUUUCAUGAGGGCGAGCAUCUUCGGAUCCACUGUAAGAAACAUUAUUUUUUCAAUUACUGGUCACAUUGUUUUGGAGUGUCCCACCUUAAGUUGUCAUGGCAAGCUGUGUCCUUCGUCGAGUGGCCAUCAACCUAAUUCGACCUAUGUUGUGACUGGUAGUGGGGAGUCUACUAAUGGCAAUAUUUCUUCCCCUUCGACGAGAAUGGCGGGAUCCUCUUCAUCACCUCCUUUCUCGUCGGAUCUGAUUCUUAAGCUGGUUCAGGAAGCGCUCCAAGAAGCUUUGCCAUCUUCCCUUGAUUCGGCUACUUUUAAUCAUAUGAAACCUGCUAUUACAUCGUUUAUCCACUUGCGUCCGUCUCCCAAUAUUCAACUUUAAGUAGAUAAUGGUGCAUGACUACCAGUGGCGGGUUGUGGUACUUCAUUGUUUGGAACAGCUAAUGGUGCAUCAAAGGACUAUGAAACAUAUAGGGGGAAGAAUUCUACCGGUAGCUAAUGUUGUCCGGGCCACAAGGAGCAAAGGGGGUUCAGCUUUAGGUGUAGAAGAUAGAUCUUCUUCUGCAGUUAGUUUGAUAGAUGAUAAGUUUAAGGAUUUUGAGACUAUGGAUUUGUUUGAAGAGGAAGUGGAUCAUCCGGAUGUUUUGUCACAUGUCUUUUUUUCAGUUUGUCCGUCAAGUUUUUCGGUUGAAGGAUCAAUUUGGGAUUUAUGGCAUUGCCAGUUAGAACAUUCUCACUCGGCUCGUUUAAUGUAUGUGUUUCGUCAGAACUUGUUACUAGAUAAAUAUGAUCCUACAUUUGUUACACAUUCACCCUGUGUUAGCUAUCUUGAGGCGAAAUAUCUCACAUUUUUUCUCAGUACCACUGUUUAUGAGCAUCCAUUUGAUCUCAUUGAUGGAGAUUUGUGGGCGCCUUCAUUAGUAACUUCGUGCUUGGGAUUUUGUUACUUUGCACUGCUUAUUGAUCAUGCUACACGUUUUUCUUGGGUUCAUUUUCUACGCCAGAAGUGUGAAUUGGUGACUUUUGCUAAAGAGUUUGUUCAAAUGAUCAAAACACAGUUUGCAAAGACAAUCAAAGUUCUGCAGUAUGAUCCAGGUGGAAAUUUACGUUCAAUAAGUUACUUGUGUAUUAUAAAAAGUGAAGGAAUUCUUCCCUAGUAAUCACUAGUCCACAAGUUUCUUAGCAAAAUGGUGUUGUCGAACGCAAGCAUCGACAGGUUCUUGAGCUCACUCGAGAGGUUUUGCUUCACUAUCGUGUUCCCAAUCAAUUAUGGGUUGGAGCUAUUCAGACUGUUUUGUACCUGAUGAAGAUCACUCCUUUGUUGGGUUUGUGUUCCGCAUAUUAGAUUUUGUAUGUUAAGAUGCCUGACUAUUCUUCUUUGUGGGUGUUUGGAUGUAUUUGCUUUGUGUUGCUACCUCGCAAAGAAUGACAUAAACAGGCUUCGAAGAUGACUCACUAUGUGUUUGUUGGUUGCAUUGCUAAGCAUAAAGACUAUCUAUGUUAUGAUAUAUUGGAUCGUCGUACGCACAUUGCUUAUCAUGUAGUCUUUCUUGAGCAGGUUAUGUACUCCUCAGUGAAUCAGGAUGACCUACUUGCUAAGGAGUCUUUGGAUUUCCUUGCUCCGCUGCCAUCUUUUGGAUCCAACGUACCCCAUGGGCCUCAUGCAACUACAUCGGGCAAAGCUUCCUCCACAUCCGCAUCUUCUUCUUUCAAUAUCCUCUUCAUUAGCAUCAUCUUCGUCCGACUCUAGUUCUCCCUCUUCACUAGGUUAUGGGUCUGCUUCCUUUAUCAGUUCAGGUUCUUCUUCUACCUCCAACAGGUAGGGUGGUUUCAUGUCGGCCAAUAGUGGUUCUCGGUCUCCUAUGUCCUCGAAGAAACUGAGUACGUCUCUUUUCCCAUCCAUGGUUCCUCUUUGACAUUCAACGCGAGCAACCCUUGGACAGCCUCCAACUCGCAUGCAAGAUUAUGUGGGCUUCUCCACUACAUCCACUGGCAUCCCGUCUAGUUAUUCCAAAGCUAAGGGUGACCCACGAUGAGAGGGAUAAAUGACAAAAAAGGUGGAUGCACUAGAAGCGAAUCAAACUUACGAUCUUGUUCCACGGACGGAGGAUAUGUCGGAGAUUGGCCGUUGUUGGAUAUAUUCUGUGAAGAUGCUUUCAGAUGGUACUCUAGAACAAUUUAAGGAAAGGGUGGUAACUCAAGGUUUUCAGCAGAAAAUGGUAUUGACUAUGAAGAAACAUUUUCCCCGGUUGUAAAAAUACAAACAAUUCGCUGUGUUUUUGCAGUGGCGACAAUGAAGGGGUGGUCAUUGAUUUAGUUAGACAUGAAGAAUGUUUUUCUUCAUGGGGAUCUGAAGGAGACUAUUUAUAAGGAACGACCUCCAGGAUGUUCCAAGGGUGAUUCAAGUAUGGUUUGUAAGCUGGUACGAUCAUUAUAUGGGCUCAAGCAGGCACUUCAUGCCUAGUUUGUGAAUCUUCAUGGAACCAUUGUUCAUCAAGGGUUUUUUAGAGUCCAAACAUUCCUCUUUGUUUAUCCGCCGAAUGGUAGAUGGGAUUAUCAUUUUAUUGAUCUAUGUGGACGAUAUAAUGAGUACUAGGAGUGAUGUAGAGGGAAUCAAAGAGUUAAAAGUGUCAUUGGUCCUUUAAUCUUAUAGACCAGGGGAAUGUCGAGUAUUUCCUUGGGCUAUUAGUACAUCAUUCGAUUCAUGGUUUGUUCGUUUCUCAUAAGAAGUACAUCAAGGAUUUGUUAGACACGAUGCAAUACAGUAAGUGUAUCCCGUGCUCGACGCCCAUGGAAUAUAACUUACGACUUACCUGAGAGAGCGAAGAUCUCUUAGAGGAUCAAUCAACCUACCACAUCCUGGUAGGUAGUUUAAUCUACCUUACACGUACUCGUCUAGACAUUUCCUAUGCAGUGCAGGUGGUGAGUAAGUGUAUGUGGAUGGUAAGAACUAUGCAUCUGGAUGCGAUACACAGGUUACUAAGAUACUUGAAACAAACUUAGGAGGUUGGAAUGUUCUUCCCUGUGUCUGGUGAACCGGUGAUAGAAGCUUUUGCGGAUGCAGACCAUACACGAUGCAAGGAUACUCGACGAUAUACUUAUGGAUGGUGUAUAAGGGUAGGUAGAUCGUUUGUUUCUUGGAGGUUUCAGAAACAGGAUCGAGUGUCAAAGUUAUUGAUAGAGGAGGAAUAUUGAUCUAUGUCUGAGGUUAGCUCUGAGAUGGAGUGGUUACAUCGGUUACUUGGUGAAUUGGACAUGGUAUGUCAUCGUCAUAUGAGGAUCUAUGAAGACGAUACGAGUGUGAUACAAAUUGUUAUUGAUUAGGUGUUUCAUGAUAGGAUAAUACAUAUUGAGGUACAUGUUCACUACAUUUGGCAGCUGAUUGCAGAGGGUACGUUACAUUAAGUAUCUUUCUACAGAGGAUCAGACUGCAGACAUCCUCACUAAGGCGUUAGCUUCCAGUAGACAUUGGUUCCUCUCAUCCAAAGUGAUGUUACACAUACAACAUCAAUAAGAGGGAGGGUGUUGAAAUAUGUAAUUAUGUGUACUCGAUUGUAAUUAGCCAACCGCCUAUGAAACUAUAAAAGUGUAGAUUGUAACCUAGAAAACCCGAAUGCGAAUAAGAGUUUAUCCUUGGAUAGUUCUAGUUAUCCCGUGGACUAGACCUGAUUCUAAGCAAAACCACGUUAGGUCCUCGUUUUCUUUAGAUUUCGUUUGCUAAAUUGACACGAUUCCCAUUCCAACUUGGAUUAUGAAUGUAAGGUUCAUUGUCAGAGUUGUGCCAGGACAACCUGCAUGCUUUUGUCCUUUAGAAGGGCCACGUCUAGAAGGAAGUUGAGGACUAUUUUUACAAUAAUUGUUAUUACCAUAACCUCUAAAAUUAUCGUCGAAAGCCCUUAUUGUCAAUUUUGUUGGUACCCCUACCCCACAACAUAAGAAGUUUGGAUGUUGUCAAAAUCAAUGUAGUUUCUUCCUUCAUAGUUUCAUCUCCACACCAAUAACAAUAAAAUAUUGCUUCAAUAUGUGUUUUUGUGCUCAGUUCGUAUUCUCAUUCAUAUGCAAUUGUAAUGUAGCAUAGUGAUCUUCAUGCCCUUGCCAAUUUUACUGGAAAAGAAGCAGCCCUCCUAAACUUGUUUGUGGAUUUUGCAACAAUAGUGGCAAAUAUCUUCUUUGUUGCUUGUUUGACAAGAAUGAUGGUGUGUAUGUCUAACACCCUGCAUAAUCCAAUGCAAGUUGCAUUGAUCUAAAGAUUGAUAGAGGGAAUAAUGAAGGGGAGCUCUCAUUGGCUAUAAAAUUAAUUUAUUGAUUUGAUCUAUUUUAAAUUUUAAGUUUUAGUCACAAGAAUGAAGGCUCAAACUCUCCUCAGGCAUCAUCAAGUAUGCGUGCUAUGAAUGAUUGGUUAAUAGGGUUGGAAGUGGAGGAGCAUAAAUCUACAUGGCCUUGGUUUACAUGGCUUAACAAGCAGUCAGGUAACCUCAUUGCUCGUAGAUGGGAUAGGGCUUUUGUGAACUUAGCUUGGCUAGAUUCUUUCAAAGAGAGUGCUGUUCAUAUGCAAACUCCUGGAGUUUUGGAUCAUUGUCCUGUGUUUGUUCAGACAGAGGUGUCGUUAAAAUAACUUCCAAAAACUUUUAAGUUCUUCAAUUUCUGGGUGAAACACCUUAGAUUUGAGCCCCUUUUAAAGGAAGUCUGGAGCACUGAGGUUACUGAUCCCCCUCUCAUCGAAAUUUGUAAGAAACUCAGAAUAUUAAAGGGUUUGCUUAGACAGUUGAAUAGAGAAAUGUUCUCGCACAUAAGGGGUAGAAUUAUUGAGAAGGAGGCAUAACUGAAGCAUGUACAACAAGAGGCCCUCUUGUGUCUUUAUGGUAAUUUUUUUAAAGAGGAAUCGUGAAUACAAUAGGAGUUGUUUUCCUUACUUAAGGAUAAGAAAGUUUUGUCAGACAGAGGCCAAGAGAUCUUUGGCUAAAAGCUAGGGAUUUGAAUUUUGGUUAUUUUCAUCGCUCUAUAUGAACGAGGCAGAAGAGAAACGCAAUCACUUCUUUGUUGGAUCCUUAUGGGAAGAGGGUAUCUGAUAUUGAAGGGAUGUGUGAAAUGGCACUAGAAUUCUACUAGAAGUUGAUGGGAAGUACUAACAGUGGAGUUGAUGAGGCUUCUGUGUCUUUUAUUGAGGGUUUACUCAAUAAGGUUAAGCUCAGAGCAUAUUGGUCCUUUAUGCAAUCCCAUCACAUCAGAGGAGAUAAACAAUGUUAUUUUUGCUAUGAAUGGUGAUAAAAGCCCCAGUCCUUAUGGCUUUAAUUCUUAUUUCUUUCAAGCAACUUGGCAUGUGGUAGGGAAAGAGAUUAAAACAAGGUUUAAUACACUUGUAUAUCCAAAAAUUCCACGGUUGUACCAAUAAUAUCCAAAUUUCUCGAAAUACCACUUAUAUCCAUGUUUUAAAGUUGUUCUUUGCCAAAUCUAUCCAUUUCUCAAUAUAUUUUUGGUUAAAUACACUUGUAUAUCCAAAAACACCGUUAAAGAAUGUGAAGGAAUUGGGUAUAAGUGGUAUUUCGGGAAAUUUGGAUAUUAUUGGCACAAUCGUGAAAGUUUUGGAUAUACAAGUGUAUUUAACCUUAAAACAACUAUAAAACAUUGCUUUAACACUAAAUAAAAGAAUCAUCAGAGAAGCCAAUGCUACAAUCGUGGCACUCAUACCUAAAAUUGAUUGGUCUAACGAUAUGAAGAAUUUCCGGCCUAUUUCCUGCUGCAACAUUAUCUACAAAUGCAUCUCGUUAAGUCCUCUACUUUCUUCACUUAUUAGUAAAAAAUGGACAACGUUAAUAAAAGGGAAGAGUUAUUGGUGAAAAUAUCUUGCUAGCACAUGAACUAGUCCAUAAGUAUUCCCAAAAAAUGAUUUCUAGUAGGUCUGUCAUACAGAUUGAUUUGAUGAAAGCUUUUGAUUCUGUAAACUGACAAUUUUUCUUCACUGUCCUUAUGGCUAUGAGUUUCCCAAAGGGGUUAAUUGGUUGGAUUCGAAUGUGUAUUGGUUCACCCAUGUUGAGUGUGGGGUUUGAUGGGGGGCUAGCUAGUACUUCCCUGCAUGUCAGGGUCUGAGGUAAGAUGACCCAUUAUCUCCCUAACUGUUUUUUAUUGCAAUAGAAGUGUUUUCGUGCGUAUUGGAUCAUACAACUAAGAAUGCGAGAUUUUCUUAUCACCCAAUAUGUAAGAAAUUAGUAUCACUCAUCUAGCUUUUGCUGAUGAUUUACUUGUUUUUUCUGGUGGAUCAAAUUAUGGGAUCAAAAGUGUUCAGAGGGCCUUGGAACAGUUAAGGAAGUUGUCAGGGCUUAGAACUAAUCCUAAGAAGUGUGAAUUAUACCUGGGAGGUUUGGAUAAGGGGAGAAAGAAGCAAUGGCUGCUAGAUAUUGUUAUCAAUUAGGGAAAUUCCCAGUUAGAUAUAUGGGAGUGCCUUCAACUGCAGGGAAACUAACUGUUGUUUCAUGUAAACCACUCAUUGAUCGCAUUUACAGCAAAAAUUCGGGUUGGAAGGCAAGAACAAUGAAUUAUGCAGGCAAGGUUGAGCUAGUGGGAACUGUGAUAUACAACUUAACUCAAUAUUGGCUUAACAUCUCCGUGACCCAAGUGUGUUAUAAGGGAGAUUGAAAAGAUUUGCAGUAAUUUUCUUUGGGAUGUGGGUGAAGGAGUCAGACUUAGAGCAAAAGUGGAUUGGAAACACCUAACAUUUCCUAAGUCUGAGGGAGGUUUAGGGUUGAGAGACAUUACUUCUUGGAAUUAUGCAUGCAUUACAAGGCAUAUUUAGGCUAUACUGCUACAACAUGAGUCUUUAUGGGUAGCUUGUGUGUUGGCUUAUAAGAUAAAGGGAAGAGACUUCUGGUCUUUACAUGCUCCUACGGGCUCUUGGAACUGUAGGAAGCUAAUGAAGAUUAGAGGCAAAAUCCCUCACCUUUUCACAGUGCGCAAUGCAGAGGUAUAUUGGAAUCACUCACUUAUGGCAAAGUAUUUGAUUAGGAAAAUUCCGAAUACUGUGAGAACAAAAAAGGAGAAGGUGAGUUGGGCUGAUUUACUUUGGAAGGAGUUGGCUAUACCACGAAAUAGAUUCCUUGUCUGGCUCAUCAUUAAUAAUAGAAUUCAGACUAAAGACAAGAUGAUCAAGUGGGGGUAUCAAGGUUCUCUUGUGUGUGUGUUGUAACUAGGGUCUUGAGGCCAGAGACCAUCUAUAUGGAGAAUGUGAUUAUUCCCAUUCGGUGUUUAGAGGGUUGUUUGGCCAAUUUACAUCUUGGCGCCAAUCUGAUUAGGAUGCAGGGUUGUUGUGGGCAAUUCAGCAUUUUGGCAGAGAUGACAUUGGUUGUGUUGCAAGCAGGUUGAUUUGGCAGUCGAUGGUGAGUCGUUUUUGGAGAGAACGUUGCACAAGAAUGUAUGGGAUCCAGAGUGUUUAGAGGGUCUUGGAACAGUUUAAGAAUUUGUCAGGGCUUAGAACUAAUCCUCAGAAGUGUGAAUCAUACAUGGGAGGUUUGGAUAAGGGGAGAAAGAAGCUAUGGUUGCUAGGUAUGGUUAUUAGUAAGGGAAAUUCUCAUUUAUAUAUUUGGGAGUGCCUUUAAUUGCAGGUAAACUAACUGUUGCUGCAUGUAAACCACUCAUUGAUUGCAUUACAACAAAAAUUCAGGGAUGUAAGUUAAGAACAUUAAAUUAUGCAGGCAAGGUUGAGCUAGUAGGAACUGUGAUAUACAACCUAACUCAAUAUUGGCUUAACAUCUUCGUGUUACCCAAGUGUGUUAUAAUGGAGAUUAAAAACAUUUACAGUAAUUUUCUUUGGGAUGUGGGUUAAGGAUUCAGACUUAGAGCAAAAGUGGCUUGUAAACACCUGACAUUUCCUAAGUCUGAGGGAGGUUUAGGGUUGAUAGACAUUACUUCUUGUAAUUAUGCAUGCAUUACAAGGCAGAUUUUGGGCUAUACUACUACAACAUGGUUCUUUAUGGGUAGCUUGGAUGUUGGCUUAUAAGAUAAAGGGAAGAGACUUCUGGUCUUUACAUGCUCCUACAUGCUCUUGGAACUAGAGGAAGCUAAUGAUGAUUUGAGGUAAAAUACCUCACCUUUUCACAGUGCAGAGGUAUACUGGAAUCACUCACUUAUGGCAAAGUAAUCAAUUAGAAAAUUUUGG
Messenger RNA from Linum trigynum, 14717 nucleotides. The record is from the annotation of a GenBank genome assembly. NCBI's taxonomy places the organism in Eukaryota, Viridiplantae, Streptophyta, Magnoliopsida, Malpighiales, Linaceae.